Acanthocheilonema viteae is the source of this 1096-nucleotide messenger RNA. The record is from the annotation of a GenBank genome assembly. Lineage: Eukaryota; Metazoa; Nematoda; Chromadorea; Rhabditida; Onchocercidae.
AUGGUUGAAUCAGUUGAAGAGAUGUCACAAUCGUCUUCCACACGACAUGUAAUGCUAAACGGUGUACUGCAACAACAUAUCAUAAACUCUCAUGGUCAUUUUAUUGAUUUGCUCGGUGCAAUAUCGAUGAAUGACAGACUGUCAAUUCCAACUAACGAUCAAACUCUGAAAAGACUUUUGGCAAAGUUAACAGCUGACGAUGUUUUGGAUGAAGAAUUCGCAAUGAUUCCGAAUCGACGUAUGUCUGCUGGUGUAUCAACGAGUCAGAAACCUGAAAAUAUGAAGCGAAACCGUACACGAUCAAUAGUGCCGUACGAAGACACACGAAUUAUGUUACAUUCAAAGCAAUCCAAUCCAACCGGAUAUAUUAAUGCUUCAAACAUUCAAAUUCCAAUUGGCAAUCGAAUUUUGAGAUAUAUAUUGGCACAGGCUCCACUUCCGGAUACAAUCGAAGAUUUCUGGCAGAUGAUUUGGGAAUCUGGCUCACAGCUUAUCGUUAUGCUUUACAAUGCUCAAGAUUUUAAAAAUACUACAACACCCAUUUAUUGGCCAACAAAAGUAAUGGACAAGCAAAGAUUAUCAGAGCAUUCAUUGACAUUACUUUCGAGUACGUCAAGUAAACAUCAGAUAACAAUGAUGUUUCAAUUGAAGCAGAAUUCGAGUGGUGAACUACGAACUAUUUAUCAUCUCAGGCUGUUGGACUGGGAAAGCGGUGGGAUACCGCCCAGUGAAGAGUCGUUUCUCGGUUUUAUGGACGCAGUCAGUAGUGUUCGACGACAUCUGGAAAAUGAGCAGUUGGGGGAGAUAAACUCCGGAGCAGUAUCGGAAUCCAGAAAAAAUCGAAAUAAUUAUCACUUAAAUUUAACGGAUCGAAAUAGAACACCACAACUGACUGAUUUCGGUCAUUACAAAUGGUGUAGAAAAGGAUUGCACAUGGUUAAUUAUGCAUUGCAUUAUUCACCUCCCAGUCAUUCGGGUGUUUCAUCGGCGGAAUUUCCAUCUACCGGAAAAAAUAGAGAAAUGUCAGAUGUGAUUGCACCGCCAACCGCAAUACACUGUCUAACAGGUGCUCACGAAUCCGGCGUUUACCUGCUUG